UCCGAUAACUCGAAGAAAUAAAAUACGUCUACGUUAGAUUUUUUCUAGCUGCAAUUUAUGAAUUGCGUUUGCGUGAGAAAAUGCGUCGAGCUGAUCAUCAGCAAGCCUUAUUGGCAAUAUUAAUUAAUUUUUUGAUAUGGCAAGUUGCAACGUCCGACAGAGAUGUAAGACUUACCCAUGAUGGGCCUGUUGUACUUGGAGGUAUUAUCACUUUUAGGGCAGAUCUUUUAGAUAGCGACGGUCAGGCGCCAUCCGGGAGUUUUAUUUACACAUGGAAAGAUAAUGCUCUUGAUCAACAUUUUUAUCAGACUGCAACGAUAACAAAUACAACAAUGUAUUAUAGUGUCAGUUAUCCAGCUUCGAAGUAUCAUGUAGGUGAAUAUACAAUGGAAGUAGCUGUAUGUAAAUGGCUUUUAUUUAUUCAAUGUAGAGAAUAUACAAGUAGAAGAAUAUAUUUUCAUGUUACUGCUCUAUUUAAUGGAAAUUUAAAUCUUGAACAGUCGAAUAAAACUGUACAAAAUAAUUUUAUAUCUUCUGCCGAAGUAACAAAUUUAUCUGUAGAUUUACGUAAAGGCGAUAUCGAUUAUAUAAAUAAAACAGCGACAUCAAUAUUAACAUAUUGGUUUGUUGACUGUAAAUUUUACAAUAAAACUGACAAUUUCAAGACAAAUUAUAAUUUCACUCUUCCCAACUCUUUUCACAUUAUUGAGGCUCUCGUGGUAGCUUCCUUUGAUUCGCCUACAACCAUCGCACCUAUCGUCCCAACAUCUUCGAUUGCAUCAACAAACGUGACGUCGGUUUCGCUUAAUAUUGCAUCUACAAUUUCAACGACACCUUUGACAACAACUUCAAUAGCUCCCAAUAGCUCUAUAAUUUCAAAUACAUCUAACAAAACACUGCCUGAACUAGGAAUAGACACAUUUCCUUUUGUGUGCAAGUCAGUUGUUGAACCAAAUAUAAAUAAAGUUUAUGGCUACUUUCAACGCGAAGUGAAGAUCAGAGCUCCUAUCUCGAAGCUCAGCGUGGAAGGUUCGACGUGGAUUCAACCGUGGAACAGUCUUUCGUUAAUUAUAUCGUGUAAUGGCACGGGGCCUUUUCAUAAGUGUAUCAAAAUACAUAUAGGAAAGUAUAAUGUCACUGGUAACGAAACUUGUAACCAAGACGCUGAAACUCUAGAUACUUGUAAAUUUUCAUUUAAUCAUUAUUUUCUCGAUGCUCUUGAAUAUACGGUUUUGGUAAUAUUAAGCAAUGACGUUAGCACUGACAUCCAUCCAGUAGCGGUCAAUAUUUAUAAACUGACGCCGAAGCCGCAGCUAUCCGUAAUUGUGGUGCCGGUCUCGUGUUCCUUGGUCGCCGUUGUCCUCAUAGUUUUUGGAAUUGCCUAUUACAUUCAAAGUAGGGCACGCUUUACUGUGGAAGUCGCGGAUUUCGAUUUUGGACGGAGUAAUCCUGAUAUGGAGUAUAAAACUUUUACCGAGAGACUACGAGAUUCAUUCAAUAAUGCUGUAAGAUACAGACACGAAAGAUUAUUAGGCUCUGCAUCGCCUUGUUACGGAAGCAUGCACUACUGACACUAAUAAACCAACAAGUUAAUUAUGCACCAAAAAUGGUUACAAACAACUGAAUAACACCAAAGACUUACAAUGACAAAGCGCACCGCAGAACGUCGAAAAGUGACGA
Ceratosolen solmsi marchali is the source of this 1680-nucleotide messenger RNA. RefSeq lists its product as uncharacterized. Bases 81 to 1571 code for a protein of 496 amino acids. The record is from RefSeq and is a predicted model, not a curated record. NCBI's taxonomy places the organism in Eukaryota, Metazoa, Arthropoda, Insecta, Hymenoptera, Agaonidae. The transcript has 8 exons. Gene Ontology annotation, cellular component: plasma membrane.